AUGGACAUAGGUAGGCCUUUAAAGCUUUGCAAUAUAAAUAGUCCAACUGAUGUAGAAAUCACAACAGAAGCCAUCCAAUUCCUCCAAUCUCUCAUCAACCCUGUAUCUGUAGUUGCAAGAUUAAAGUUAAUCAGAAUUUUAAGAUGAUAUACUCUUUUCCGCAGGUAUAAUAUCAGAAUCUCCUUUUAAAAUCCAAGUAAUGACUCUAACAGAAUCGUCAGCAAGCAUUCCUAAAGACCCACCAAAAGGCCAGAAAGCCUUCACCAAUCGUGUUGGCCUCGCUCCAGACUUAACUCGUGCGUGUUGUUCCGCCUAAAGGUCGCCCUCAUCGGGCUAUUAAAGCGGUAAACUUCUAUACGUACUAAAAUCCUGGGCCUAGCGACUUACUCUAUGAUAUAAGAGACAUAUUUGGCAUUGUGGAUAAUGGUUCACGAGAUAAGCCGAACUCAAUAAUAAUAAUAAUAAAAUUCGUAGAGGAGGAAAGGUUUACAGAGCAAAUCAUUUCCGUAUAUAGCCAUUUAUUAUUGUGUAUCUGCAGUUUCAGUCAUUGGAUCUCCAUGUAUGGGAAAAUCCUACUUAGCUAAUCGGAUUCUGAAUAAAGAUGAAGGCUUCCAAGUAGGAAAUCCUCUUACUACGACAACCAAAGGUAUCUGGGUUUGGUCUCAGCCUAUAAAAAUUACUCGAACAAAUGAGCAUGGGAUAGAAACGGAAAUCGAUCUUUUAGUAAUUGAUUCUGAAGCCUUUUCAGAUCGCGAUGACGGAAACCAAAAACUAGGCCAAGAGAUAUUUGCAUUAGCUUCACUAAUUUCAUCAAAAAUUGUGAUGAUUUCUAAUAAGCCUAUUAGCGAAAGUAUAAAUGAUCUUGAUGUCAUUUUACAUCUUGAUGAAGCUAUUCAAAUAAGGUAGCUUUUACAUAGAAAAAAUGAAGAAACCAAGCAAGACAUUACCCCUUAUCUGCCUUCACUUUCGUGGAUGAUUGCAGGAUCUCAGCUUAAAAUUGAAGAUGAGCCAGCUCAGUAAUGAAUAUUUAGCUUAUAUUUAGAAAGAGAACUUGGAAAGCAAACAAACGAAAAAGAAGAUGCAAUCAGAUCAAAGAUAUUAAAAUACUUUAAAAAUAGAGACUGCUUUAUUUUGCCUCAAGCCUUGGAAAAUCAAGACAAUAUCUCUGAUUUUCAAUUUUCUCAGCUAAACCCUGAAUUUCAGACCCAAAUGAAUAGUUUUACAGAUUAUAUCAAAAAUUCAACAGAAAUCAAAAAGAUUGCUGGUAAAAUCAUCAAUGGGCCAAUUCUAUGUAAUAUGGUCCAAGCUUAUGCUCAUAGAUUUCAGAAAGGUGCCCCUGCUAUCAUUAUUGGAGCAUUUGAAAGGGCAGUUGCUGCUGAAUCUCGAAGAAUUAAAGAAAAGCUGUUUAUCCGCUAUAUCAAUAAAAUGAGUUUGAUAGAAAGUGAGCUUCCAUGUGAUGAAGAGCACUUGUGGAAGGAGCAUCAGACGACUCAAAAAGAGUUGAUAAAAGAAUUCGAUCUGUUAAUGCUAACUCCUCCCCUCUGUGAGCGAACAAAACCAUCGGAAAAAUCCCUAUUUUUUGUGUAAAAGCCCACCCUAAGAAAUAAAUAUAAAAUUUUUUAAGAAAAAUUAUGUGAUAUAUAAUUAAUAAUUAUUACAAUGAAAUCUCUAGCUAAUUUCUGUUUAAUUUUAAACAGCUUGUAUUUUAAAACAUAAAUUUACAAAUUAAAUUAAUAUUUGCUUUUUAAAAUAAUUUCGAAUAUGGAUUUUUUUAAUUUUGUAAAACAAAAUUAACCUCCCUCUGUAAGCGACAAAUUGUUUUGUUCGAUCAGGAGGGGGAGUAAGUGUUUUUGAGCAAGAAGAAGUCCAAGAAGAAAGAGGAAGCUUGAUUGAUAGAACUGAUGGCUAUUAUGAGGACUUAAAAUCUUCUAAUUUGAAAGCAAGUGAAAAUCGGUGCAGAGACUUAUUUAAAGCUCUUUUUGAUCCUGUAAGGCAAGAGGGAUUAAAAUAUCUAGAUGAUGGAAGUGCAAAUAUAGGAGAACUAGAGCAAAAGUUUUUAAAUGCAAUUCAAAAAUACCAAAAUCAGGCCACCGGGCCAAUGAUGGAGUCUAUUUUUGUGGAAGAAAUCACAUUUUUAGUCCCAUUUAUGUGUAGCUUACUCAGAGAUAUAUAUAACCAUUCAGAAUUAAAUCAUGAGUCUUUAGAGAGGGAAAUAAAAACUAUCACUAGAAAUUUGCAUGAAAGCAAAGCUAAUGAAAAAAGACUUAAAGAUUUAAUGGAAGAAAAUAGCAAAAAUUAUGAAAAGCAGCUAGAUCAGCGCGAUAAACAAAUUUCUGAAAUUCAAGCAAGUGUAAACAACAGGAUUUAUAUUGCAGAAAACAAGCUAAAAGCUCAGGAAAGAGAAAAUAAAGGCUUAAAGUUAGAAUUAGAGCAAGCUCAAAAAGAGAGAGAAAUGAUGAUUGAAGCUGAAAGAGACAUUUUCCAAAAAAAGAAUGCAGAUUUGGAAAGCAAGUUAUCAAAAAUGCAAGCUGAUAAUAGUAAAUAUGAAAAAAUGCUAGAUGAGCUAAGAGAUGAACUUGAAAAGAUAGUAGCUGAAAAAAAUGAGCAAAUCAAUGAUCUUUCAAGAAGAAUUAAAUUAAUGGAAACCCAAGAAGUGACAAGCCCAAGACAAGAUGCUUCUAUAUUGAAAUCAUUCAAAGAAUAUUUAGAAGAUAUUUACAAUAAAUUCACUAAAGAGCAAAACGCUAACUCAAAAUAUCUAACUCAACUUGAAAGAGUUGCUAACUUGCAAAAUGAAUUAAACCAAUUAAGAAUCAAAGAGCAAGAACAAAGGAACCAAAUAAUUGAAGAGUACGAAGAGAAAUUAAGAACGAUUAGACAAGAAAAAGAAGCAAUAAACAAAAAAUAUAACGAGUUGUUAGAAAAGAGCAGCCAAGACCAAAGAUCCACAAUAGAGAGCACUUCAGCACCUGAUGUGGAAAAAUUCAGUAAAAUUAACAAUGAAAGAGAAAUUGAAAUUAAAAGGCUGAUGGAAGAGAAACUAGAACUUUCUAGUGAAUUAGCUAAAAGAGAGCAACAGCUAUCAGAUCAGCAGGAGGUUGUAGAGGCACAUAAGAAAACUUUGGAACAGAUUCAAGCUGAAAUUGAUGACAAAGAUAAUUUAAUAAAUAAGCUGAAGAUUGAAAAUGUGGAAGAAAAAGACGAUAAUGAUAUUUUGAUUAAUUUGAUGGGGUUGACGCUGGAAAUACAGCAAAGAAGAAGACAUGUCCAGACGAUACACUUAGGAAGAAUUCAAAAUCAAGAUAAUAGAAUUAAAGUGGCAAAGAUACUUAAGAAGUAUGGAGUUCCUUAUGAGUAA
Molecule: messenger RNA, 3358 nt
Organism: Blepharisma stoltei
Lineage: Eukaryota; Ciliophora; Heterotrichea; Heterotrichida; Blepharismidae
Source: the annotation of a GenBank genome assembly